AAGAAGUGAUGGAAAAGCUGACUCAAGAAGUGAUGGAAAAGCUGACUCAUCAGAAGCUUAGAGGAUACCAUCACCGUACCGUCACCAUCCUCAUGGUCCACAAACUCAUUGAGAAGGAAGCAACAGAAAAGCACAAUAAAGUGGUGACACUUGCUGAAAAGAUGGCGCAGAUUUGCAGGAGCAUUGACGGAUUCAUUCAUGAACUUCCCCGGAAGAAGAUAAUGGAAGAUGCAAAAAAUCGUUUGGCCAAGUUUGAGACCGGCGAGAAAGGACCAAGUGGACCUGGAAAGGUACUUAUGCUCGUUGGAGCCACAGGAGCAGGCAAGAGUACACUCAUCAAUGGGAUGAUAAAUUACGUGUAUGGAGUGAAGUGGGAAGACCCUUUCCGUUUCAAGCUGAUCGUGGACGAAGGUGCCGGGAAGUCCGAAGCUCAGAGUCAGACGAAGUGGAUCACGGCUUACGUAAUACACCAGCAGGAAGGAUUCCGUCUGCCCAGUACUUUGACUCUCAUCGAUACCCCCGGGUUUGGGGACACUGAAGGGAUCAAGGCAGAUGAUGAGUUGAAGAUUCAGAUCCACGAAUUCUUUUCCCAUGGUGGGAAUAUCGGAGUGGAUCAGCUUGAUGGGAUCUGCUUCGUUACUACACCCGUGAGUCUGACUCUGACGCAGGAUGUCCUGAAGGAGAGAAAACACUUGGAGGCGGCACUCCAGGGGAUCUUGCCACAAAUUAAAACAGCAAUGGCAAGGGCGGAGAGGGUGAGGCAAACUUAUUUGGCAUUGAAACAGCACGAAGCAGAGGCUGAUGCCAACAAGAACUUCAAGUACAAUGUCAAAGUCCCAAAGCACAAAAAGAUAGACCUAGAUUCAGGAACGUACGUGACGAACUGCUUAAAUUGCAACUCCACUUGCCAUUAUCCAUGUUACAUUCCAAAUAACAAAGACAAGGCUGGAUGUGCUGCGAUGCGCACUGUAGAAGGGACAGCAUGUUGUAAAGUAUGUCCCAAGAACUGCAUUUGGCACAAACACGUCAACAACGAGUAUCGCUUCGAAACCUAUGAGGAAGAGGAGGAACAUACUUAUCAUAAGUUGAAGAAGAAGUACGAGGAAGCAUCUGGGAAGCGACUAAAUGCCAAAGGUGUUCUGAACGAACUCAUCAAGGACUUUAACGUUGAGAGGACCAACGUCUUGAAGCUGACUAAGGAGGCGCACCAAUGCUUGCAGAAGCUCGACAAGAUUGCCCUGAAGCCCGAUCCAUUGGGUAUCACAGAAUACAUUGACCUCUUGAUUGAGAGCGAAAAACGAGAAGCCAAACCUGGUUUCGAACAAAGGAUCACAUAUCUUCUGGAUGCAAAGGAUAAAGCAAAAUUGGCGGAGAACCUGAAGGACGAUUUUGAUCCAUUAGAGGCAUGCAUGAAGGAGUUCAGAGAUCUA
This is a messenger RNA of Darwinula stevensoni, 1430 nucleotides long. The record is from the annotation of a GenBank genome assembly. Lineage: Eukaryota; Metazoa; Arthropoda; Ostracoda; Podocopida; Darwinulidae.